AUGGCUGAAAAAUGGAGAGGAGAGCAGCGGAAGGAUGUUGGAUCAAGAUAUCCGAGGGAAUUGGCCGUUUACAGCGCCUACUUCAUCGUGCCCCUCUCGCUGCCGUUACCACCCGCCGGAGCAAGCGGCGGAGAUUCGCCAUGCGUCGCGUGGCUCGGCACCAAGCCGAGGUUUUCAGUGGUGUACGUAUGCUUCGGCACCUUCGCUGCCAUCUCGGAGGAGCAGCUCCGGGAGCUGGCGCUUGGGCUAGAAGCCUCGGGGAAGCCGUUCCUGUGGGUGGUGAGAGCCGACGGCAGGACGCCGCCGGAGAGCUGGGAGGAGCGCGUCGGGGAGAGGGGGAUGCUGGUCAGAGGGUGGGCGCCGCAGACGGCGACACUGGCCCAUCCAGCGGUCGGCGCGUUCCUGACGCACUGCGGGUCCAGCUCACUGCUGGAAGCGGCGGCGGGCGGCGUGCCGAUGCUGACGUGGCCGCUGGUGUUCGACCAGUUCAUCGAGGAGAGGCUGGUGACGGAGGUCCUGAAGAUCGGGGAUAGGGUGUGGAGCGGGCCGCGGAGCACGAGAUACGAGGAGCAGACGGUCGGGCCAGCAGAGGCGGUGGCAACGUUCUUGGAGCCGGGCGGCACCGGCGCGAGGCGGCUAGGAGCAGGGCAGGGGUGCUCGCCGCGAAGGCACGCUCGGCUGUGUCGGAGGGCGGCUCGUCAUUCUGUGAUCUGCGCCGUCUCGUCGACGACCUGA
Messenger RNA from Miscanthus lutarioriparius, 735 nucleotides. The record is from the annotation of a GenBank genome assembly. NCBI's taxonomy places the organism in Eukaryota, Viridiplantae, Streptophyta, Magnoliopsida, Poales, Poaceae.